Molecule: messenger RNA, 1476 nt
Organism: Pyrgilauda ruficollis (rufous-necked snowfinch)
Lineage: Eukaryota; Metazoa; Chordata; Aves; Passeriformes; Passeridae
Gene: MFNG
Product: MFNG O-fucosylpeptide 3-beta-N-acetylglucosaminyltransferase
Exons: 7
Coding region: 492-1358 (288 amino acids)
Biological process (GO): regulation of Notch signaling pathway
Cellular component (GO): membrane
Molecular function (GO): O-fucosylpeptide 3-beta-N-acetylglucosaminyltransferase activity
Source: RefSeq, a predicted model, not a curated record
GGAGCGGGGCUGCGGGAGGGAGCAGGUGCCGGGCAGCCUGGCCGCACGCUGCCCGAGCCGCUGGCUCGCCUCUGUGCGCUGGUGGCUUCUGAUGCCUUCGCUCCGGACUUCCCACUCGUGGCUCUGAUGUCCUUUGCCUCCCCCUCGACACCCAGCCUGGGAUGCUGGCUUUCCUCCUGGCAGGCUGUGCCAGCCACGUGCCGUCGCCUCGGAGUGUUUUCCAGUCGUGUGUCCCUGCCUCGCUGGGUCUUUGAGCUCUCCGUAGUCUGAAAAUCCCCUCUGCUUCAGCGGGAUCCUUCAGCUCUGCCGAGUCUUUGGCUUCCUGGUCUUUGGCCACCCUGUUCCUUGGCCACAUCUGUUCAGACCUUGCUCUUGACUAAGCUUGUCCCCUUGGAAGCUUCGAGAAGAGCAGUCAGUGUCACGCGGAGGUGCGGGCAGAGCUUGUCCUGGCUCAGUAGGAUACGGGCUGCGGCAGGAGCGGUUUGGGGGCCAUGGGCCGUCGGCUCAUCCGCGGUGUCUCUGGGGCCGCAGUCUUCCUUGCCAGCGUGGCUCUCCUCUCCAUGCGGCACCGUGGGGCUCGGGAAGCAGCUCAGUACCCAGGGAUCGGGGAGGGGAUGCUGGAGAAGCCAGAGCAACAGAGCGAAGGGAGCCCAGAGGGAGCUGCUGGCAGGGGGAAGAAGGACCUCAGACUCCAUGCGCCGUGGGUGUACAGGACUGAGGGAAGCCUGACGCUUGGGGACAUUUUCAUAGCUGUGAAAACAACCAAGAGGUUUCACCAGAGCAGGAUGGAGCUGCUCCUGGACACCUGGAUAUCCCAGGCCAGCGAACAGACCUACAUCUUCACUGAUGAAGAAGAUGGUGCCUUGAAAAAGAGAAUGGGUGGCCAUGUGAUCUUCACCAACUGCUCUGCCGAGCACAGCCACCUGGCCCUGUCCUGCAAGAUGGCUGCAGAGUUCGACGCCUUCCUGGCCAGCGGCCUGAGCUGGUUUUGCCACUUGGAUGAUGACAACUACCUGAACCCUCGGGCGCUCCUGAAGCUCUUGUCCUCCUAUGCGGAGACGUGGGAUGUUUACCUGGGAAAACCCAGCCUGAACCGACCCAUCUGGGCCUCCGAAACGCUGCCAAACAACCAGACGAAAUCUGUGCACUUCUGGUUUGCCACAGGAGGGGCUGGCUUCUGCAUCAGCCGCAAGCUGGCAAGGAAGAUGGUGCCCUGGGCCAGUGGCAGGAACUUCCUGAGCACUUCCGAGCUCAUCCGCCUGCCGGAUGACUGCACCGUGGGUUACAUCAUCGAGUGCAAAGUCGGUAGGCAGCUGAUUCCCAAUGCACUCUUCCACUCCCACCUGGAGAACCUGUAGCUCAUCCCCACCUCUCAGCUCCUGCAGCAGGUCACCCUCAGCUAUGGUGUGUUUGAGAACAAACUCAAUGUCAUUGAGCUCAGCGGCCCCUUCUCGCCCCAGGAGGAUCCCUCGAGGU